CGUACAACCUUAUGAGACCUCAACUAUUUCACUACACUGCCCUGCGCUACACUUCACUACAACUCCCUACACUACUAUUAUCAUUCUUUCAAAUAUCAAUUAGAUAAUUACUUGGAAAAGGCUUUCACUCGAAUUGAUUGUUCUUUUGACCAUCAGCCACGAUUCAAUCAAUUCCUUUGAACAAUCUUCGGCACCUUUCUUAUCGUCACUCCGGAGGAUGAUUAAAGUUUCUAUCGUACUGAAAUUCAAAACCAUAAUCCCAGUACCAGCAAUCCUACCACACUACCUUUCCAAGGACGUUCAGACUCAUCAAACAGACCAUCAUUCUGCAAUUAUCUAAUCCCACGUCUCAAGAUCAUUCGACUAAGGUGGCUUCGAAUUGAACCACGCAAAUAUACCGUCCUCGGCCAACGCUCAUUUCAAAACCUCAAUCAUCAACCUCGAGAAACACCGGCAUAAUGAAGGCUACGCCCUUGAUCAUCAACUGGCAUGAUCAAAAUUCUCCCAUAUAUAGUUGUGAUUGGGAAAAGACAGGAAAAGGAAGAUUAGCUACUGCAGGAGGGGAUGGGAACGUUAGGGUGCGUUUAGUCUACUCGAAAUCGAAAUAUGAGAGAUACUGAUUGGGCUAUAGUUAUGGAAGAUAGAAUCCGAUGGAGAGGACCGCAAGAUUGAAUAUUUGGCUACUCUGCAAAAACAUACACAAGCAGUUAACGUAGUAAGAUGGGCUCCGAAAGGUAUGAGCACAAGAUCUUACAUUUCAAAAUGGAGUGAGGCUGAUCAAUUUUGUAGGAGAGCUACUAGCAUCUGCUGGAGACGAUGGAAAUGUCCUGCUUUGGGUACCUAGCGAAGCUUCAAAUAUUACACCUGCAUUUGGGGGAGAUGGAUUUGAAGAAAAGGAAACAUGGCGGACGAAACAUAUGUGCAGAUCAUCUGGUGCUGAAAUAUAUGAUUUGGCUUGGUCUCCAGAUUCCGUUUACUUCAUAAUUGGGAGUAUGGAUAAUGUUGCGAGGAUAUACAAUGCUCAAACUGGUAUGCGAUCAUGACCAUGGGUCCCUCCAUAUGGAAAGCUAAUCAAUCAUAUCUAGGUCAAUUGAUUAGGCAAAUCGCGGAGCAUCAGCACUAUGUUCAGGGUGUUGCAUGGGAUCCAUUAAAUGAAUAUAUCGCGACACAGUCCUCCGAUCGAUCCGUACAUAUUUAUACUUUGAGAACGAAAGAUGGACAAUUCAGUCUCGAUAACCGGGAGGAACCGAAGAGGAUUGGGCAUAAUUUGAAGAUGGAUUUACCUGGAAGAAGGAUCUCCUCCAAUAGUCCAGCACCUCCCGAGCUUGGAUUUCGAUCACAAUUUCCACCAGAAACACCAAAUAUAAUAGGUUCACCAGGACCAUCAUGCCCAGGUACACCAACUUCUAUGGCAUUACCAAUGAAUCCUCCUAGUGUUAUUAGUCACAGUAGAAGAUCUUCAUUUGGUGCUUCUUCUCCUGCAAUGUCUAUGCGAAGAUCAGCUUCCCCUGCACCUUCUAUGCCAUUACCCGCCGUCAUGCCGAUGGAAGCAUCACCAAAACCAUAUUCGAUGAUUGGACUUGGAGUUAAAAAUGCCCAUAUCUACGCCAAUGAAACUCUCAAAUCAUUUUUUCGCAGAUUAGCAUUCACGCCCGAUGGUAGUCUUCUUUUUACACCGGCCGGUCAAUAUCAAACACAACAUAAAGGAUCAGAAGAUGGUGCGAAGAUGAUGUAUGAAGUGAUUAAUACGGUUUAUAUCUACACAAGAGGUGGAAUUAACAAACCUCCUGUCGCUCAUUUACCUGGUCAUAAGAAACCUUCUGUGGCCGUUAAAUGCUCACCAAUUUACUACACAACACGAAAAGUUCCCCCACCAGUUACAAAACAUAUUAGCAUUGAUACAUCAUCAGCUGAUGACACGAUGGCAGCGUUACCAGAGCCAGCGAUGGUUCCUAAAUCACCAUCUCAUGCAUCAAUGGAACCACCUCCACUUGUAUCACAAAGUAGUGAUUCGCCAAGACCUAGUUCUUCAUCUAGACUAAAGACUUUGGAGGUUGAAACAAGCGUAACUUCUCAAGGUCCAACGAUGGCAUUUUCUUUACCGUAUCGUAUGGUUUAUGCUGUUGCAACAGAGGAUUCAGUCUUAUUGUAUGAUACACAGCAACAAACCCCGCUUUGUAUAGUGAGCAAUUUACAUUGUGCAACUUUUACAGAUUUAUCCUGGUAUGCUUACACUAAUCCAUGAAAAUUGAAUAACGCUGAUUGUUUUAGGUCAUCUGAUGGAACUACAUUAUUGAUGACGUCUUCGGAUGGUUUCUGCUCAACAUUAACUUUUACACCUGGUGAACUUGGUCAAAUUUAUGAUGAAGAAAUCCCAAUCGCAAAACGUUCACUCGUAAGUGGUUCGGCUGUCUCAUCAACACAGAAUACACCCAUGGCAACCCCAACAGCUGGUAUUGCACCUCCAUCACCAUUUCCAAUCCCAAAUAAUCAUCAUCGUACAUCCUCAAAUCCUAUGGUUGCACCAUCACCUCCUCCUGCUCCCGUCACAACUUUCCGACCUUCUUCACCCACUCGAUCAAAUUCAACCUCUUCGGUAGCAACACAAUCUUCUUAUGCGACACCAGCUCUUGGUGCGAUUAUAAGUAAUCCAACUCCAUUGGCGAGUAGUCUUCCAGGUAUUGCCGCUGCGAACAUUGCAUCAGGUGUACCUAUAACGACACCUCCACAAACUCCUCGAAGUACUACUGGUUCGUUAGCUGGCAUUAAACGACCAGGUGAUGCAAGCGAAAGUGAAAAAGAAGAUGUUACAGCAGGACAUGAAAAGAAAAAGAGAAGAAUUGCACCUACUCAAAUCUCUUCUUUAACGAACCCUAGAAGUGGAUUAAUGGAUUGAUUUGAUGUAUUCUUCCUUAUCCACGCAAACAGCUUUCUUGGUGCGGCGGUCAGUCCAAAAAGCUACUGCGAAUGAAAUAAUAUAAUAGCAAAUGCACUAUUUUCUAUUAGUUUAUCAUCGAUUUAGUGGAUUCGGUAUAUUCUUUUUAUAUCUUACUGUUCAUAAAGUUUGAUAAUUAUAAACCAAAACCUUUGUUUCAUCCAGCCACGCCAGGUUUUGGCUUCCUGUCUACUAUGAUAAAUCAAAGGAAUUCUAUAACAAUUGAAAACAACUAACCUUCGGUAAACUAUCUCGUCCCUUAG
Messenger RNA from Sclerotinia trifoliorum, 3198 nucleotides. The record is from the annotation of a GenBank genome assembly. Lineage: Eukaryota; Fungi; Ascomycota; Leotiomycetes; Helotiales; Sclerotiniaceae.